Pseudomyrmex gracilis is the source of this 1859-nucleotide messenger RNA. RefSeq names its product D-beta-hydroxybutyrate dehydrogenase, mitochondrial. Bases 272 to 1372 code for a protein of 366 amino acids. NCBI's taxonomy places the organism in Eukaryota, Metazoa, Arthropoda, Insecta, Hymenoptera, Formicidae. The record is from RefSeq and is a predicted model, not a curated record. The transcript is spliced from 6 exons.
AAAUUGUUAUUGGUAUUAAUAAAUGUUAUACAUAAAUAUAAGGAAUAUAUCACAAUUAUAGAAAUGUAUAAAUUUUUCUGAAACAUCGCAAUUUGCCAGGAUCUUUUAACUUAGAACACAGCACUGUAGUUAAAUUUAGAUCAAAUGACACUGGACACUGUUUUAAGUUUAAAGUUAGCUCAGACAUAGCCCAGUUAGGGCUCUUAGGUGAAACGCGGAAUCUAUUCGGAUGAUUUGGCUAAGAUUUUGAUUAUAAAAUUUGGAUAAAAGAAUGCCAUCAUCGAGUGGAAAUAAAGAUCCCGACGACAGCCAAACAUGGGAGUUAGCAGAGAGAUGUCUGCUACCCAUAGCAUUCUCACAUGCGAUUGCAGUCAUCCUGGCAACGAUAUUGAACAUUUUUGGGAUUUCACAAACAUCUAGCUUUAUGCUCUUCCUAUUACUAUUGGUCAUAUCUGUAGGAUCUACGUUAUUCUAUCACAAUCUGAAGGUUACUGCAGCAGGAAAAGCAGUGCUAAUCACAGGUUGCGAUUCCCGAGUUGGAUAUGCUCUGGCUAAACAACUGGAUGAUCUGGGUUUUACCGUAUUUGCUGGGUUCACCAAUAAAGCUGAGAACGAAGAGAUUAUGCAGAAAUUGAAAGACGACGCAUCCGGAAGAUUGCACGUGCUACAGUUAGAUGUUACAAGCGAACGUGACAUACACUCGUGCUUUCUAUAUGUGAACGAAAAUCUACCCGAUGGAGCUCCGGGACUAUGGGCACUCGUGCAUGCCGCCGCUUGGGUGACGCUCGGAGAAUGCGAGUGGGUGCCCCCAUCUGUCCUUAAACGAAGUAUAGACAUCAACUUUGUCGGCCUGGCGCGUUUGACUCAGGUUUUUCUACCUUUGGUCAGGAGGUCAAAGGGUCGAAUUGUUCUUGUGAGCAGCCUUCUGGCACGGAUACCGAGUCCCGUUCGAGGCAUUUACUGCGCGCUUAAGGCUGCUGUAGAAGCCUGGGGAUCUUGCCUGAGACUAGAGAUGCGAAGAUGGGGAGUAGACGUCGUGAUCGUUGAAACCGGCGAAUAUGUGUCCGGUAACGCGUGGCUGAAAAAUAAUGCCGCCUUGUUGGAACAAGCAAGAGACAUGUGGACUCAAUUGGAUCCACAGACUCGCAAGGAAUAUGGUCAACAACUGUUUCAGGCGGAAAUGUUGGCCCUGGAAAAAUAUACACAGGGACCAGAAGCAGAUCUGACUGCUGUUACAAGAACUUUGACGGACUCUGUAGUAAAAACUUUUCCAAUGCGACGAUAUACACCUGUAUCGCGCAGUGAAAGAAUGCAAGCAUUAUGCAACCAUUACCUGCCAAAACCAAUCUAUGACAUAUUAUAUACAAAUUAAAUUCCUCAUGAGUAAACCAUACAAAUACGUCAUCACAAUAUUCAUCACAACACAAAUUUGAAAAACAGUACAGAGUUUUUGAACAUAUUAAUGACAUUAUAUUAAAUUAGAAAUCUUACAUUAAGCAGAAAAGAGAACUUUUUUUUUUAGCAAAUUAAAUAAGGAUCAAAAACACUGUACCUAUGUAACAGUGAAGAAACAUAUAUCUCACUGUACAAAUUUAAUAAAAUUAUUCUAUCAAGAAUGAUAUAUUUUAUAAAACUUCAAAUUUUUGUAGAAUUUUAACAAUAUUGCUGUAUGAUCUGGAUGCAUACACAAUUUGCUUAUCUGAUAACCUCUUAAUAUUUCUGAGAGACAUGUUACCAAUAUUGCCGAUCUUUGUUAUUGCAUUUAGAAAAAAUAGAAUCCAGUUUAUAAAGAAAGUGCCAAACAUCUUAUGACAUAGCACUUUGAAUAACCAUAGCUUCUCAAUAUUAUUGACUUUUCC